Messenger RNA from Trichechus manatus latirostris (Florida manatee), 1265 nucleotides. RefSeq names its product butyrophilin subfamily 1 member A1-like. NCBI's taxonomy places the organism in Eukaryota, Metazoa, Chordata, Mammalia, Sirenia, Trichechidae. Gene Ontology annotation, cellular component: cytoplasm. The coding region runs from base 1 to 732 and encodes 243 amino acids. Gene Ontology annotation, biological process: protein ubiquitination. The transcript is spliced from 7 exons. The record is from RefSeq and is a predicted model, not a curated record. Gene Ontology annotation, molecular function: ubiquitin protein ligase activity; protein binding.
AUGGAAGGAAAUGUUUUAGAGAGCCCAACAAGAUACUUUGAAGAAUGGCUAUGUAAAUAUUAUGAAUCAGUGGAAAGUUCUGUGACACGUAUUUUGGAAGAGAAAAGAAAACUUCAAGAGGAAAUUGAUGAGAGGAAGGCUCAAUUCCAGAUUGGCUGGCAGAAAACAUCAUCGUACCCUGACUGGAGGAAAGAACUUUUCCAGGCUGCAAAUGUGAGUCUGGACCCAGACACAGCCCAUCCUAACCUCAGCUUGUCUGAAGAGAGAAGAUGUGUAACCUGGAGUGAGAAGCCUCAAGAUCUACCUGAUAAGCCACAGAGAUUUAAUUCACUUCCCUGUGUGCUGGGUCAGCAAGUCGGCACCUCAGGGAGGUGCUACUGGGAGGUGGAGGUUGGGAACAGUGGAGCCUGGGACCUAGGCAUUUGUAGGGAUAGUGUAAUGAGGAAGGGGAGGGUUGUCUUAAAACCUGAGGAUGGUUUCUGGGCCAUCAGGUUUUAUAAGAAUGAGUACUGGGCACUGACCUCUCCAGAAACACAGCUUAUUCUAAAAACUCCCCCUGCCAGAGUAUGUAUUUUCCUAGAAUGUGAGGAUAGAUGUAUCUCAUUUUAUAAUAUGACAGAUAAAUCCCACAUUCAUACCUUUAAUCAGUGUCGCUUCUAUGGGUCCUUAAGGCCUUUCUUCAGACUUUGGUCUGGUGAUUCAGGUCACCUGACCAUCUUGUCCAGUGACUGAAACAGCACAACCUGAUGAUAACGCUCACCGUGCCCAGUCCUGUCCUGGGAACAUCAUAUACCCUGCCAGUCAUGGAGGAUAGAUGCAUCUAGUUGUGGGGUGAAUUCUCCCAUACCAGGAGCAAAUUAUUUUUCUCAUUUUUUCCAUGGCUUUUCCUACCUUUUUAUCUCCCUCAUAAAUUGGCUCACAAAAGCUAGGUGCAGUGUUCGAAAGUGUGUGUUGCUUGCGGUAUGUUUGUUUAAUGUAAAUAUAUAUUUACAUUAAAUAUGAUAUAGUAUGUACUACAGUAUAGUAUAUUUAUUGUAGUAAAUACAUGUAUCAUAUAUAUGCACUCACGUAAUAUAAUCAUAUUAUCAUUGUAAAUAUACACAAAGAACUAGUGUCUGUGAUUGUCUAUAUGGUGUAGAAAGUUCUUGAAUAUUGGACAAGGGUAGGAAUUAUGGGAGAUUAACUUUUCAUUUUGUAUUCUCUUGUGCCUUUGGUUUUUAUGCUGUGUUUAUAAAGUGAGUAUUCAGGAAAAAAAUGUUUUAAAU